AACUCGGGUUAAAAAAGAUAAGGGACUAGGCGAAGCACUCGAGCGCUGCCUGCUUGGCGUCGGAGGGUUUCUCGCAGCGCGGUUGACAAAGUUGGUAAACAGCAUUUUUUUACGAUGCUCACCCUGUCGUGUCUUCUAGUUUUGAGCACAUCACUGUGCUUGUCCGGAAGCGGUGAGACUGCGUCAGCAGGCAGCCCUAACAUCCUGUCUGGCAGCGACAUUCUGGGCGAUCAACCAAAUGCAGACGUGACAGAUACCGACGAUCAGUGUGCCCUGCGGAGCAUUGCCGAGCGCUUCGACUGUCACCCGGAGCACAACGCCACUGAAAAGGCGUGCCACGCCAGGGGUUGCUGCUGGAGGAGCGGCGCAGGGGAUGGACCCGACGUUCCGCUCUGCUUCUUCCCCAAGGACUACAUCGGCUACCGAGUGAUAGGCAUCGCCUCGCACGACGAGGGCAUCCGCCUCAAGUUGACCCGGCAGACUCCUUCGGGCGUCGACGAAGACGUGCAAUCGGUUGACGUCGGCGUCGUCUACUACGGUCGGGACACAGUCAGAAUAACGAUCGUUGAUGCAACGCGGGAGCGCUUUGUUCCCCCUUUGCCAGAGAUACCCACAAAAACGUUCAAGGGGAGGCGGGACUACAUCGUCAACGCUUCAGAAUGUGGUGUACUCAGUGUUCAACGCUUGGACGAGCACAACACAACCUUAUUCAGUGCAAACCUAUCGCGGCUUGUGUUCACGGGCUACUUCCUCCAGCUGUCGACGUUGAUGCCCACUGAUCUCGUUUACGGUCUUGGAGAACAGUGGACAUCCCUGCGACGCAGCGUCGACUGGAAGCGCUACUAUCUAUUCACCCGAGACGGCUGGCCUACGCCCAAUCUCAACCUUUACGGAGCACAUCCCUUCUACGUGGCUCUGGAACGUGGCGGAUCCAGCCACGGCAUAUACCUUCACAACAGCAAUUUUAUCGAGGUCCUGCUGCAGCCAACGCCGGCGGCCACGUUUCGCACCCUCGGGGGCGUGCUUGACUUCUUCGUUUUCACGGGCACCAGUCCUGGACAUGUGGUGCAGCAGUACCAGCGCGUGGUGGGAUUCCCCGCCAUGCCUCCGUACUGGGCCCUCGGCUUUCACCUUUGCCGUUACGGUUACGGCACGCUCAACAGGACCCGAGAAAUCAUGGAGAAAAACAUCCAAGCCGACAUACCUCUGGACGUCCAGUGGAACGACAUCGACUACAUGGACAGUCUGAACGAUUUCACCUACGACAAGUAUAGGUACGCUGGUCUUCCAGACUUCGUUGCGAAAGUCCAUGAGGGAGGGCGUCACUACGUCAUGAUAUUCGACCCGGGAGUGAGCGGAAGCGAAAUGCCCGGCACCUAUCCGCCGCUUGAUGAAGGACUUGAGAUGGACGUUUUCGUGAAAAAUGUGACAGGUGGAAUUGUGUACGCCAAGGUGUGGAACAAGGUGAGCACCGUGUUCCCUGACUUCACGCAUCCCAACUCGACUCGUUACUGGACAAGGCAGUUCCGAAGAUUCCAUGACGCGGUGCCUUUCGACGGAGCCUGGAUAGACAUGAAUGAGCCGUCAAACCGUUACGACGGCCACAAGGACGGAUGCCCACGUGACCAGAAAGUGGAGCGUCCACCUUACAUUCCGGGCCACGAUCCCCUCUCCAUCCACACGUUGUGUAUGAGCGACCAGCACUACAUUUCUUCUCACUACAACGUGCACAGCGUCUACUCGCAGCUGGAAGCCAAGGCCACUCACCGGGCGUUGGUCGAGAUCCGCCAGAAGCGUCCGUUCAUUAUUUCGCGGUCCACCUCUCCGGGUCAAGGUGCCUGGUCCGGUCAUUGGUCGGGAGACAUAAAGUCCAGCUGGGGAGAUCUAAGGCUCAGCAUACCUAAUGUUCUCAGUUUCGGCAUGUACGGCAUACCUCUGUCCGGUGCGGACAUAUGCGGUUUUCACGACAACACCACCGUGGAACUGUGUGCCCGUUGGCAAGUUGUGGGAGCGUUCUAUCCGUUUGCAAGAAAUCACAACUCCCUUUCCAGCAAGGACCAAGACCCGUACAGUAUGGGACCUGAGGUGGUGCGAGCCACCAGGAGUGCCCUGACCGUCCGCUACGCUAUGCUGCCCUAUCUGUACACACUUUUCUACAGGAGCCACGUCUUUGGAGAGACUGUAGCCAGGGCACUUUUCUUCGAGUUUCCAGAAGACCCCCACACCUACGACAUCGAAGAACAGUUUAUGUGGGGAUCAGCAUUGCUCAUAUCACCAGCUUUGCACAAGGCGCAAACAGAGGUGGAGGCCUAUGUUCCGCGAGGCACGUGGUACGACUUGUACAAUGGUCGACGUUUCGAACAACCCUCGGGCGGCUACCAUUAUUUCCCGGCGCCCAUGGACAAGGCGAACAUCCUAGUUCGCGGAGGUCACAUCGUGCCGAUGCAGGAGCCGGCUGUUACCACCACAAUGAGCCGCAAGAACCCGAUAUGGCUCUUUGUGGCGCCAGAUAACCAGGAAAAGGCCCGAGGCGCCAUGUACUGGGACGACGGAGAAUCUCUCGAUGCCGUGCAGAAGCAGGUGUGCAGCAUGUACAACUUCACCCUGGCGAAGAACCUAUUGACCGUAAACCACGUGAAGAGAGGCAGUAACGAUACGCUGACGUUUGGCGGAGCCACCGUGACCGGCGUAGAUGAGCAACCUGACUCGGUCAGAAUUGUUGGAGGACGUCCUCUCAGAUUUUAUUAUUCACACGUUGAUCAGAUGCUGAAAAUUUUCGACGUCGCCCAGCCCAUGGACGAGGACUUCAGCAUUACGUGGUCCAAGGCAUCUUGAAAACUAAAUACGUAUUAUUGUCC
Molecule: messenger RNA, 2858 nt
Organism: Dermacentor silvarum
Lineage: Eukaryota; Metazoa; Arthropoda; Arachnida; Ixodida; Ixodidae
Product: lysosomal alpha-glucosidase-like
Exons: 20
Coding region: 115-2835 (906 amino acids)
Biological process (GO): carbohydrate metabolic process
Molecular function (GO): carbohydrate binding; alpha-1,4-glucosidase activity
Source: RefSeq, a predicted model, not a curated record